Messenger RNA from Macroventuria anomochaeta, 1019 nucleotides. RefSeq lists its product as uncharacterized. NCBI's taxonomy places the organism in Eukaryota, Fungi, Ascomycota, Dothideomycetes, Pleosporales, Didymellaceae. The transcript has a single exon. Bases 204 to 728 code for a protein of 174 amino acids. The record is from RefSeq and is a predicted model, not a curated record.
GCUCCUGCAUCAAGGACACGUUCCUCUUACUUUCCGCUUUCCAAAACUGCAGCAGCAUUGCUCGAUGCGGAGUCGUUGUCUCGUUCCCAAGAGAUUGGUGUACAUGGAUGACUGCCCUCCGCUUCUGUCCCAGAAACUUGAGUAGGGGAAAUACAUGGAUAUAUUGAACUUGACUUACUCUGAAUUGUCGCCUCGAGUACCUUAUGCUUUGGCUCUGCCUCUUUCCAGCGGCCAUGAAUGUGGCUGGGAGGCCGUACAUAUACAAAGAGUUGUGCUCACCAGCGCUUCUCUACCUUCUUCCUUCAAUUCGUUCCACAUUAAAAGGCUCGGAUAGUGUCCAUAUGUGUCAGAGACCUCUUCUCAAAACGGCCGCUGAGAUGGCUCAUGUUGUUCCCUGUCUGCUUCUGUCCUUUCCAACGCAGUUUAACUAUCUGUGUUCUCCAAACUCCUCAAGAAAGAUCGAAAGACCUCUAAAUCGAAAUGAGAGUCAUCGGAUUCUAAAAUCAAAAAAAGAGCAUAGGUGCUUUGAAUGUCACCCAGUUCGGCGGCACUCCCUCAAACGACCUGUCAUACUGCUUUCCUCCACCAACACAGAAAGACUGCGAUCGUUUCCUACACGUUGUUUCUCUGCUCCAAAAGGUACACUUGACCAUUGUAUGACACCUCCGUGCACCAGUUGUGCUUAUAAAUGCCCAUCGAUCUUCUUUCUCUGCCACAACAUCCACUGAUCGACCAAUGGCAAAAGAAAGACCACGCGAGACAUGACUUGAUUUUGAAAGGAAGGAAGGAAGGAAGGAAGAAAGAAAGACAGAAAGAAAGAAAGGAAGGAAGACAGACAUUAAGUCUCGAGCCUUUUCCGCCUUUACAACAUCGAAACCGUCAGUCUCAUGUUGUGCCUGCUCGAGGAUACUGGGACGAUGCCAUGCGCAACUUCCUCAAUUUAAAAAUCCAGACUGUCACGAAUGCCUCUGCCUUCUGUGCCAAUAUAAGCCUGCAGCCCGUAGAGCAAGGACUGGCAG